GUGCGCUGCGCGCGAUGAUGUAAAGAAGUCCAAUUUUUAAGUGGUCGAAGUGUCGUGGAGCGAAAGAGAAAGGGUGAAACAAGCGAGGAGAAAAGAGAGAGAUAGCAACAGCGCAAGCAAGCAGCCCGCAGCGCAGCGCGAGGCCGCGAGUGCGAGAGAUCUGGCAACAGGGUGACACAGUCGACUACUCCAAAAGCGAAACUCGCGGCAGCAGCAGCGGCGGCGGCCAAAGCCCGUCGUCCCCGUCCGUGUGUACUUGCUGCGUGUGUCAUCGCGACGAACGCACAACACAACAGGAACAGCCGCGGCUGCAGCCACACUCUGCCCAGUGCAGAGAGAAAGAGAAAGACAGACAGCUGUAUGCGCAUACACACACAAGCUUCUCUGUCUCUCUCUCUCUCUCUCUCUCUUCCUCUGUCUCUCUCUCUCUCUCUCUCUUCCUCUGCUCGACUCGAAGACUCGAACAGCAGCGACAGCAGCGCCAGCAGCGCCACCUUCGUCCUCGUUCCUCUCGUCCCGCAUAGCUGCUGCUGCAGCGAGCGAGAGCCAUCAGCAGGCAGCAGCCUCGAGUGUGUCGACGAGAGAGAAGGAGUUGCAGGCCCCAGGGCAGCCGCACACCACAUCCUCCUCCAACUGCCGACGACGACGACGAGCAGAGCAGCCCGAGUGAAGGGAGCCCGAGAGCCCGAGGUACACGCAGAGAGAGCCGCAAGCCCGAGACGCGCCAGAGCGGCCCGCGAAGAGAGCAGCGCGAGCGAGUCCACGAUGGAGCUCUAGGCCCCCCCUCGCGGCCUCGCCUAACCACGACGAGCCAAGCUCCCGUUGCUGCCACUGCAGGCCCCCAAGCCGAAGCAGCGAGCGCAGCCGAGCUACCUCGAGCAGCACCAGCACCGCCCGGACUCACCAGCCCUGCAGCCCGACCGACGAUGGAGCUGCGCGUCGGCAACAAGUACCGGCUUGGCCGCAAGAUCGGCAGCGGCUCCUUCGGCGACAUUUACCUAGGAACCAACAUCUCCACUGGUGAGGAAGUCGCCAUCAAGCUGGAAUGCAUCAAGACCAGGCAUCCCCAGCUCCACAUCGAGUCCAGGUUCUACCAGAUGAUGAAGUGUGGAGUUGGCAUACCCAUGAUAAAAUGGUGCGGAACAGAGGGUGACUACAAUGUAAUGGUGAUGGAACUCCUGGGUCCGUCGCUGGAGGAUCUGUUCAACUUCUGUUCUCGGCGCUUCUCCCUUAAGACUGUUCUGCUGCUCGCCGAUCAGCUGUUAAGUAGAACAGACUACAUACAUAGUCGGAAUUUCAUCCAUCGGGAUAUCAAACCAGACAACUUCCUGAUGGGGCUGGGAAAGAAAGGCAAUCUUGUGUACAUUAUAGACUUUGGACUGGCGAAAAAAUAUCGCGAUGGGCGAACCAACAAGCACAUACCUUACCGGGAAAAUAAAAAUCUUACCGGUACAGCGAGAUAUGCAAGCGUAAACACACAUCUUGGAGUUGAACAGUCGCGAAGAGACGAUCUUGAGUCGCUAGGAUACGUACUUAUGUACUUCAACCGAGGUAGUCUCCCGUGGCAAGGUCUGAAAGCAGUGACCAAGAGGCAAAAGUACGAGCGUAUCUCGGAAAAGAAAAUGUCCACUCCUAUCGAGGAGCUGUGCAAAGGCUAUCCAAUGGAGUUCGCGACAUACCUCAAGUACUGCAAAGAACUGCGGUUCGAGCAGAAGCCCGACUACACUUACCUGCGACACAUGUUCCGGACCCUAUUCCACAAUCAGGGUUUCACGUACGACUACGUGUUCGACUGGAACAUGCUGAAGUUUGGUAACGCGAGGCAGCCAGCCCUGCCGUCGGCGCAACAGGCGGCGGCGCACUCACAGCCGACCAACAACCCGGCGACGCAACCCUCGGGGACCAACAACGAUCAGGAGCACCGAUCGAGGCCGUACACGCGCCAGUGCCUGGCGAACGCAUCAGGAGCCGGAGUCGUCUCGACGACGGUGGUCGGCAGCUCGGGCCGCAGACAACAGAACAAGUUCGACAGCAUAGAGGCGCGCGCCGAGCAGAUCGACAAUCAGGACAAAGGCGAGCUCCAAGUGCCGGGCGCAGUCGGCCAGGAGCGAAGGGUCAGCGUCAGACUGACGCAUCGCGGUAACGCAGCGGCAGCCGCCGGUGAAAUUCCACCCAAGUCCAACGCCAAUGCGACGGCAAUGGUAGUACCCACCCUGGCGGCCAGGCGGGCAAGCGUUCAGCACAACAAGUAAGCCAGCAGCAGCAGCCCCAACAGCAGCAGAAUCAGCAGGGAAAUAAUCGAUACGGCCGCAAGUAAAGAGGGAGAGAAACAUACACACAGGCGGAGAGAGAGAAGAGAGCGAGGGAGCAAAGGACACUCGAGUCAUAAUACUAAAAAGCUCCUCGCUAGCUCGACCGGACGGACAGUGCCCCGACAGUGCGACUCUUUAACUAGCACGCCUACGGAAAGAUAUCCAUAUACAUAUGAAUAUAAAUAUAAAUUUAUGAAUAUAAAUAUAUAAAUAGUUAGGUGAUAAAAAAAAAUACGGAUAGGGCAGUUCUGCUGAGAGAACAGCGUGUAUACCGCUUCGAUGAUGAAAUUUAACGAAUUGAAUUUAAGAACAAAAACAAGGAAUCACUGUACAUGCGGCGCGAACCAGCGAUUACUCUGCUCCUCGGCUCUGGCUAUCUCGCGUCCUCCCCCCCCCCCCCCCCGUUUUAACUCUUCUUUUUUAUACGAGAAACAAAAACUAAUACAAGAAAAUUAUUGUGUAAAACGAUUCAGCUGGCGAGGCAUCGCUUGGUGCACGUGUGUGUAUCUUGAGGAAGAGAGCCGGUAAGGUGAGCGAGUGGCUGGAACUGCCUGCGUGCAUACAUAUUAUACGUGUGACUGAAAUCGCGUGAACGAAGGGAACGAUGUCUAAGUAUAUGUAUGAGCAAAAGAAUGAACAAACGAGAGCGAGAGAAUGGGGCGAAUGCCUCGGCGAUGCCGCUGGAAAAUUCUUGUAGAAACGGCGACGCGCGCGACUAGCGACAUCAGCGAUUAUAGCGGGAGAAAUUCCUCCGUCUUUUUAUAGAUUUUUACGCGCUUCCAAAUGAUACAUUUCGAAAAAACGAGAGUGAGAGUCAAGGAUGUAAGUCUAGGCUUUUCGAGUAAAAAGAGAGAGCGGCAGAAGCUAUGUAUAAUUUUUUUCCGAGUGUACACAUACCGAACCUGAGCGCAAAUGAAAACAAAAUGAUAACUAUUGUAUAAAACAAAACAAAAUGAAAUGAAUUAAAAGUACUGAGAAAGAGGAGUAAAACUAUAUGCGAAGAAAGAGAGCUACCCUAUAUAUACUUAUACGUACGCGUUUCGACGAGAAUUUUUCGCUUAUACGUGGUUUACAAGCGCGCGCUUCAGCUGUUAAUAUAAUCGCAUUUCAUUGCUCCCGCAGCUAGCGCUCGUGCAAAGGAACGAUGAGAAAAAGGUGAAAAAAAAUACAAAUCAUUGUGAAAAACAUAUUAAGAACCAUACAUACACAUACACAGACACACACACACACACACACACACACACACACACACAAAAGUCCCCGUACGCGUGGUCGUGAGAUUUUAUAUUAACUGUGUCGCAUACAGAUGGGAUAGCCCAGCAGCAUACAGAUGGGAUAGAUAGACAAAUGCUUAACUUUACGAAGCAGUCGAACGAAGCUCUGUCAUCCGGUUGACUUCGCUCUUCCCCCUCAAUGGACUCGUCUCUCGCUUAUUUUAUUUUUUUUUUACGCUAAAGUUUUUUAGUAUUUUUUUUAGUAUCGACGACGUCGAUCGUGUCUACACACCUUUGCAGGAAUCUUUGCAAAGUCAUACAAAAGACGAACACUGACUUGGUUGCAUUGCUUCGUUCGAGAUGCGAUGAAACCGUUUAAAAUCAUGACGGAUGGCGGACAACAAUGCGACAAGAAUAUGUGAAAUUAUAUUGUGUGAAUGUUAGGAUCAAUGACGAUGAUUAUUCAACGAUAUUAAUAAAAAAAGAUAAAACCACUAAA
This is a messenger RNA of Nasonia vitripennis (jewel wasp), 4025 nucleotides long. It is a transcript of the gene Csnk1e, whose product is annotated as casein kinase 1, epsilon. The transcript has 9 exons. NCBI's taxonomy places the organism in Eukaryota, Metazoa, Arthropoda, Insecta, Hymenoptera, Pteromalidae. Gene Ontology annotation, molecular function: ATP binding; protein serine/threonine kinase activity. Bases 927 to 2252 code for a protein of 441 amino acids. The record is from RefSeq and is a predicted model, not a curated record. Gene Ontology annotation, biological process: peptidyl-serine phosphorylation; signal transduction; endocytosis. Gene Ontology annotation, cellular component: nucleus; cytoplasm.